AUGAAGUUAUUUGAGAAUACAUAUGACUUCGAUUACCCUUGGGAACAAGUAACGGCGGCCAACUGGCAAAAGUACCCAAAUGAAGUAGCAACCCAUGUCGUCGGUGUGGAUGUUUUAAGAAGAGAACUCAAGGAUAAUGGGAAUGUUUUGGUCUCUGAGAGAUUGUUGACCGUACAACAGAAAGUGCCGCGUUGGAUUAUGAUGAUUCUUGGUGGUUCUAAUAUCAGUUAUGUUCGUGAAGUAUCCACUGUAAAUUUAAAGGAGAAAUCCUUAAAGCUACGUAGUUGCAAUUUAAAUUAUGUGAAUUUAUUACGAGUAUAUGAAAUGGUAGAUUACACACCACAUCCAGAGGACCCAUACAAUAAGACUUUGUUUUCACAGCAGGCUCAGAUAACCGCAGGUGGUAGAUUCGGUAAAUUAGUGAAUACUAUGGAAGACUGGAGUAUUCAACGAUUCUGUGAUAAUGCCGUGAAGGGCAAAGAAGGAUUUGAUUCAGUGUUAAGGUCCCUAUGGGAAGAACAUUGGGAUAACAAUUCUUUAGUCAUCAAAGUCAACGAAACUGUUGAUGACCUUGGUCUACAAAUGUCUAGACGUGUUACUGAGAUGAAUGCAGCAGCCGAGGCUGUUAUUAAGGAUAGUCUCAGGAAAUUUACUAUAUUAACAGACUAUCAAGAUCUGUUCACCGAAGCCUUCGAUGACGCUAAGAAAGCACAUUAA
Maudiozyma saulgeensis is the source of this 717-nucleotide messenger RNA. The record is from the annotation of a GenBank genome assembly. NCBI's taxonomy places the organism in Eukaryota, Fungi, Ascomycota, Saccharomycetes, Saccharomycetales, Saccharomycetaceae.